Plasmodium vivax (malaria parasite P. vivax) is the source of this 3081-nucleotide messenger RNA. RefSeq lists its product as hypothetical. The record is from RefSeq and is a predicted model, not a curated record. The coding region runs from base 1 to 3081 and encodes 1026 amino acids. Lineage: Eukaryota; Apicomplexa; Aconoidasida; Haemosporida; Plasmodiidae. The transcript has 2 exons.
AUGGUAGAAAUCAACGAAAUUGAGUUUAUCGAAGAACCGGAGUACUUCAAACUCCAACAUGGGUCUUGCUUCUGCAUGGUGGAGGAGGAAAAGAAACGGAAGGAAAACUUCUCCACCGAGGAAAAAAAACUUGCGAACAGCAAUUUCACGAUAAGCAAUGCGAAGCAGAAGGGCCUCUACUUUUUUAACAAAAGUUUAAACGUUUUUUCCCUGUCUGACUUUCUGUACAAAAUUGACAAUGAAAACAGCAAGGACAGCAGUGACGGCGGUGACAAGAUAAACAUCAAAUCGCAGCCCUUCGAGGAGAAUGUCCUCUUAAUUGAGAACAACAAGACGGACACGCAGGCCUUUUUGUACACGGACCAGCAGAAUGUUUACGCGUUUGACUAUGGCAGCGAGAAGGUGAAGCUCCUCUGCCGGGUGGACGUGCCCCUGCGGGGGCUCAAGCCUAUAGAUGACCACCUGUUCCUAGCCCUGAGCGCCGACGAACGGGUGCACCUCAUGAGGAACACGCAGCUGUACGAGUGCCAAGAGUGGACGGACCCAGUGAACAACGUCGAUGAGAAAAACGGAGUGUUCCUCUUCACGUACUCAAAUAAAGAAGUGUUCGUUUUGAAGGACCUCCAAAAAAGCAACACAUACGAUCUGAGCAGCAUAAGUGAAGAAAUCAACAUUAGCCAUGAGAAAUGCAAAAUAAUGUGCGCGAAAAUUUUAGAAGCCCAAAAAAACAGGAGGACUAUCUUCCUCAUGGUUUUGUACCUGUACGAGGAGGAGCUAACCACCAUCAUGUAUGACCUGCUCAUAGAACAGGACGAAAUAAAGAGAGUCACCUACUCCACGAAUGAUUUUGAUUUCCAAGAUUUUGAAAACAAUUUUGUCAAAUGUAUUUACAUAAGCGAGUGGCAGACGGUGGUGGCCAUUUCCUCCGAGUCAUGCGAGGCGGUCGUUUACACCCGAAAUGGGAACAUGACUUGGGAGGGAAGUGGCUCUCCCCCGCUGGGGGCACCAAACGCGGCAGAUGCGUACGCAGCAGACCCAUACGCAGUAGAGGGGAACCACUCCGGUGGGCUAAAAUUCCUGAGCGUAAUGGAGGGAUACAAAAUAAACACGCGAGACUCGGAAACGUUUUUCCUCUCCCUAUUUAUGUACUCUAAAUAUGAAGACAAAAUUUAUAGGAAAAGUAAAAUAGGGAAUGUCCCCUUUUUGAAGAACCCCUGCGUUUUCUUUGCCCUCCAAGAUAAUCACAAAAUUGUGGUGGAAUAUUUGGACAAGUACAAGCUGGUCGACAAUACAGAUUUUUCUCCCACCGCUGUGCAGGAGGGAGAUGCGAAUGAAUGCGGGUUGAAAGAAGUGACUGUCCUUCCGGAUUUGAAACAGGACGUGAUAGAGGUGCACGGGGAGGUCUCCCCCAAUGUGUUUAACGUGUUCAAAGUUAAGGAGAGGGUUGCCCCUAAUAGGGAGGAACCAACCGAAGGGAAGGAAACCAUUGGGGAGACCAAAAAGGAAAGCUUCUUUGACCUCUUCCAAAGUAAGGCUAAGUCCACCAGUGAGGGGCAAACCGUCGAGGGUACGGGGAGAAGUGCCGAGGAGGAGGUACCCCCAGGGGAGGAAGCCACCUGUGCGGUGGGCCAACAAAGUGGCGUAAAUGCGCAGAUGAGUCCAACCGCUAAUGCCCCCCACGAGAGGGAUCGGAAGAACCAACUGGCCAAGGAACGGCAGCGUCUGUACAGGUGCAUUCGCAGAAGCGCGAAAGUGUACGAAGAUGAAAGUUUCAUUGUGAAUGAGUUACCAGAGGGGUUUAACAAGUUAAUAAAAAGUGGCAUCUAUUUCUGCGAAGAUUUUUUGAACCACCUGAAUGUGCAUUCCAUAGAGAGGAGGAAAGGCCCCAAGGUAGGCUCAAGGAAGAAGGAGUGCUAUUACGACAAGGGGGGAGACAAAAUUGUAUUCUUACGUGACAGUGCCAUCGGGGAGGAGGUGGACGAAGCGGGGGUGGAAGACGAUGAAGAGGGGAAGAAGAAAAAAAAAAAACUUCCAAAAAGGAACAGCAAAAAUGAAUUUCACCACCAUUUCCACAGCGAAGAUUUUGACUUUUACAAGCAUAAGAAGUUAUCCGACCGGCAGUGCGAGCGGAUUAUAAAAAAGAUUGAGCGCAAGCAGGGUUUCCUGCGGGAUAUUAGAGGGAUCUUCGUCAGUGAGGAGGGCCCCAACGGUGAGGCGCAGCGGGAAGGACAACCAACGAAGGACCAACCGGAGAAGGACCAACCGGCGAGGGACCAUCCAACGAAGGACCCAUUCAAUAGGAACAUCCAAAUUGACAUCUCCCCCGAAGAGAGGAGCAAAUUCUAUAACCAGUUAGAUGCCUACCUUUCCAAGAGGAAGCUCCUAAAAGUGAGAAAAGAAAUUUUCGACGACUUAAAAAAUGGCCAACUUGGCGCCGGACACAUUUUCGAAACGGUCCUCUACAACCUCUUCAAGCAGGAUGGACUGAAACAUUGUGAAGCGUUCAUUUAUUUUGUGCUAAAAAAUUUGGAGGUGAAAAUAUUCUCCAGUUCGUUUUUUUUACUAGAGCUCUAUUUUGCGCACCUUCUCUCUCCGUACUUAAGGCGGAACGGAACAAGUGCUGCUCCUCCUCCUCCAUCGCUCGGGCAGCAGACCCCACCAAGUGUGAAGCUUCUUUCGUUAAAAGGCCGCUUUGGCACCCCCUUUAGUGGAGCCAACCGGUCCAGUGCUCACCCGAAUUGUGGUGACAAGGAGCCUCCCCAACUGGACAGCGAGUACAGCACAGAUGACUUAUCUGAAGAUGACCUAUUAAAGAAAAUAAAAAAUGAGAAAGACUUUGCCAAAAAGAAUGAAUACCUUGCGAAAGUGAUUCCCCUGUUUAAUGAACCCUCCAGCAGGGAAAGCGAAUGCACUUCGUUUCAUUUGAUGCACGCGGGCAUCCACUUUGUCAACAAGAGGAUGUGCCACGCCCUCUCGCAGAAGCUCUUCCCGAUUCUUGUGGAGAGAAACUUGAACAAGCUGGACGACGAGUUGGGCCUCAUCAAGAACUACCUCUUCGACGUCGUUCUGGGCAGCAGUUAG